Molecule: messenger RNA, 784 nt
Organism: Ilex paraguariensis (yerba mate)
Lineage: Eukaryota; Viridiplantae; Streptophyta; Magnoliopsida; Aquifoliales; Aquifoliaceae
Source: the annotation of a GenBank genome assembly
UCAUUCUUUCAUGAUGACUUAAGGAACUUCACUGAUGUUGGAGGAGGUGUUCACUGGGUGUUGGGGCUUCCGUUCCAGCUUUCGUUCAACUCAUGGUGAUGUAUCUACAAGUAUGAUCCUGACGCCUGGAUCUGUUAUUGAUUUUCUGCUAGCUAACCAGAACGCACGUGAACAUUGUUACAUUGACUGGGCAAAGGCCAAAAGAAUGCUAAAAAACAUAAGAAUUAAGACAAGACACAACAGGGAGUUCAAGAUCAUAGGUUUGAGUGACAAGCCUUGCAAGCAGCUGUUUUUCUCACUGAAAGUGAAAAACAGUGAUGGUUCCUAUGAUGGAGGACAGACUACGGAGAUUACGGUAUACAAGUAUUUUUCCAAACAUCGGAAUAUUGAACUUACUUAUUCUGCAUAUAUGCAUUGCCUUGAUGUUGGUAAACCGAAACAGCCAAACUAUCUGCCACUGGAGUUUGGCAGGCUAUGGGAAACUACCGUGAUGAUGAUGAUCCCCUCCUUGUUGCUUUUGGCAUUUCAAUUGAGAAACAACUCACCCAAGUUGAUGGUCAGGUCCUUGAGGCACCCCAAGUUGAAGGUUGGUAACAGUGAAGAUUGCUUCCCACAUAAUGGACAAUGGAAUUUCAAUUACAAGGUAUCACCAAUAGCUGCAUUAAAGUUUCAGCUGUAUGGAUUGUUUUGGUGGUCUUCAGGUAUCACCAAUAGCUGCCUUUGGAUUUCUUUCUUUUAUAAUCUCGACAAUGUGUUGCAUUCCAAAAGGUAUUCACUUUUUUGA